Molecule: messenger RNA, 762 nt
Organism: Dromaius novaehollandiae (emu)
Lineage: Eukaryota; Metazoa; Chordata; Aves; Casuariiformes; Dromaiidae
Gene: CKS1B
Product: CDC28 protein kinase regulatory subunit 1B
Exons: 3
Coding region: 117-356 (79 amino acids)
Biological process (GO): regulation of mitotic cell cycle
Cellular component (GO): SCF ubiquitin ligase complex; cyclin-dependent protein kinase holoenzyme complex
Molecular function (GO): ubiquitin binding; protein kinase binding; cyclin-dependent protein serine/threonine kinase activator activity
Source: RefSeq, a predicted model, not a curated record
GAAAGCGCCGUUGGGGGCGGGGGGAGGGGAGCCCCAACGGCCCGGGCGGUGCGGUGCGGUGAGGAGAGGAGCGGGGCGGGCGGGGGCUGCCGGGAAGGGGGCGGACCGCGGGCGUCAUGGCGCACAAACAGAUCUACUACUCCGACAAGUACGACGACGAGGAGUUCGAGUACCGGCACGUCAUGCUGCCCAAGGACAUCGCCAAGCUGGUGCCCAAGACGCACCUGAUGUCGGAGUCGGAGUGGAGGAACCUGGGCGUGCAGCAGAGCCAGGGCUGGGUCCACUACAUGAUCCACGAGCCAGAGCCUCACAUCCUGUUGUUCCGAAGACCGCUGCCAAAGAAGCCGGAAAAGUGAGCCUGCCUGGAGCGGGGCUGUACAUAGACCUCCCUCUCCUACCUGUCCGGGUCUCUCUCUAAAAAGCACCUUUCUCUUCCUCUUUCCUGGCUCUUACGACUGAGAAGCGUCUCCGCAUGUGACCGUGCUUGGAGACAUCCAGCAGGUGUGGCUGGUGGCAAAGGCUCUGCUGCGUGCUCUGUCCCCUGUGAACACCCCGCCGCGCGGGAGCAGGUGGCUGCUUCUGCGGGGCGCCUGAGGACGGCUACCGGGGACCGAGCUGGCAGUCCCUCAGACGGGCGCCCGCGGCGCUGUCUGGGCACCCGACAGCAGCCGCUCGUCCCCGGGCCAGCGCUGCUCCUGCGGGCCUCUCCCUGCUGCAACACCCGAGUUCUGUCCAAAGCUUCAAUAAAAAGGACGUUUCGGA